AAUGUCCUCUCUCCCAGGAGGACAAGGUCAGUGCUGCCACCACCACCAGCCCGAGGUCACAAUCCUUCUCCCGUGUUUGCACCAGGACGCUGGCGAGUUGCCCUCCCCACACAGUCCCCAGAGGACCAGGGCUGGCAGCUGAGGGACUUGCAGGGAUGUGAACAACUGGAGACUGAAGCAAACUCAAACUGAAAUGAUUUUUGCAUGGGUCUUCCUUGGAACAAGCAGCAUCAUUGGAAACACGUCGGUGCAGGAGGAAUGGAAAGUCCCUUCCCCCACCGUACCAAGCAGUUUGCGGGGCUGUUUUCUUUGUUUAGCGAGUCUGAACCAGUCAGCCUUGCUGCCUCCUCCCUCUGGCUCACGCCCUCCCUCCCACCGCUCCGGAGGAAGAUCCCAGCCUGCUCCAAGGUGCAGCUGGGCACCCGGGGCUGGAGGCAGCGCUAUCGGUGCCGGUAUCGGUGCCGGUAUCGGUGCCAGCAGCGGUGCCCCCAGCAGUGCCCCCAGCAGUGCCCACCGCGCUGGGAAGUUUGCGGGGCCGGCAGCGCUGGCUCCCGCUGCUCCCGCGGUUGAAGUGGCCGGGAUGGGGUCCCCGCACUGGAAACGCCUCUGCCUUCUGCUCCUGGCCUGUUUAACAUCCUCCCUCCUCCUCUACGGUCACUACUACGCGACGGUGGGGUCACCCCCCAGCCAGAGGUUCCUCGCCAGCCUGCUGCAGCCAGAGCCACUGGUCCUGGCUCCACCAGGGACUUCGCACUGGGUCAGCAGCCACAGAUGGAGCCUUGGAGGUGGCUUGGACAGUGGGAAUUCCUUCAAGCCUCCUGCCAAGCUGGAGGACCCCAAGCCCAGCAGAAAGCAGCCCAGCACGUGUCUCCACUCGGUGGUGGCCAAAGCAAAGGCAGACCCCAGGUUUAGGGAGAUCUUCCGCUUCGACACCCCUGUGCUGAUGUGGGACCAGCACUUCACCCCAGAGACCUGGGACAGGCUGAAGUCACGACACGUCCCCUACGGCUGGCAAGGCUUGUCCCAUGCAGUGGUGGGCAGCACCCUCCGGCUCCUCAACGCCUCGGCCAACAGGCACCUCUUCAACUGGGGCACCUUCCCCGGGGGCUGCGUCCGCUGCGCCGUGGUGGGCAACGGUGGCAUCCUCAACGGCUCGCGGCAGGGCAAGGCCAUCGACGCCCAUGACCUGGUCUUCAGGCUCAACGGCGCCGUGAUCAAAGGCUUUGAGGAGGACGUGGGGACCAAGAUCUCCUUCUACGGCUUCACGGUGAACACCAUGAAGAACUCCCUCAUCGCCUACGAGGAGUACGGGUUCACCCAGAUCCCCCAGGCCAAGGACCUGAGCUACAUCUUCAUCCCCUCAGACAUCCGUGACUACGUGAUGCUGAAGUCAGCCAUCCAGGGCAGCCCCGUCCCCGAGGGCACUGACAAGGGGGACAAGCCACAGAAGUAUUUUGGACCUGAGGCAUCUGCAGAGAAGUUCAAGCUGCUGCAUCCUGAUUUCUUGCAUUACCUGAGAGCGAGGUUCCUGCGCUCGGAGCUCCUCAACACGCGGUACGGGUCGCUCUACAUGCCCAGCACUGGUGCCCUCAUGCUCCUCACUGCUCUCCACACCUGCGACCAGGUCAGCGCCUACGGGUUCAUCACCUCCAACUAUGAGCAGUUCUCAGAUCACUACUACGAGCUGGAGAAGAAACCACUGGUGUUUUAUGCCAACCAUGACAUGAUGCUGGAGGCCGCGCUGUGGAGGAGCCUGCACCGGGCAGGGAUCAUGACCCUCUACCAGCGGUGAGACCUUGGGGUGGCCCAUGGAGGCAAGGGCAAGGACUCUUGUGGCUCUUCUCCUCCUUCCCAAAGGCCACCUUCUCCCUCUUGAGGGCUCUCCCCAGCUGGCUGGCCAGCCCAAGGAGCAGACCCUCCACACCACAGUGUGGUAAAGGGGAACGCUGAGGCUGGUACAGGGAAAUGCUGCAUUUCCUCAGGGAUCUCUGGAAAGUUGUUUCAUGCUUCAGCAUGAUUGAACAUGGCAUUUGGGGCACCAAGAAGCACCACAGUAUGUGGCUGUGACCUCUCAGCCUCACAAACAUGGCUGGGAAGCAGAAGAGGGGGAGUUUGAUGCUGGAAGACCAUGAUGGAGACGUGUAUGUGUGGCAGGCUCUGGUUGGAAGUCACCCAUCACCUGGGUGUGACACCCCAGCUCAAAUGCUUAUCACUGGUGAGACCACAACAGGCAUCAUGAAUCCUUGGACAGGAGGGAAAGAAGACUAGAUCAUCCAGCUAGCAGGAAUGUGGUGUGGCUUCCUCCCAGACUGCAGAAAGCCUGAACUCCAGCAAGCCUUGGGUUGAUCUGUGUUCUCCUGAAGGAUCCGUUUGCCUCCAUGAUCAACAGGAAAGCCCAUGGCCUGGCUGUCCUCUCAUGUUCUCUACAUCACAGUGUUUUCAAAACAAGGAAAGGUCUUAAAAGCCAUCAGCUAAGAGCAGGGUUACUGCAGUUCAGCUGGGACAUCAGCAAGGUGUGUGGCAUUGGGUCUGUUGAGCUCUUCUUGCACGAGGACCAUGUGGUGCCCUCCAAGUGCUUUGAGAAUGAAGCCCCAUGCCAGGCGGGCUAGGGAACCCACCAAGCUCGUUGGGUGAGUCUAAGCCAUUGUCACUCUUGGAAAUUUUGUUCUCCCCCACAAAAAAAACACCAACUGUGAAGGAGGUGAAGGUCUUGAACCCUUCAGCCACCCUGUGUAACCCAGUGCUGCUAAGGAGGACCUGCUGGGGAGGCUGCUCCAGCUGGUGGUGGACACGGCCCAGCAGAGGUGUAAUCUGAGACACUUUCCCACUUUGUGUAAUUACAUAAAUGUUGAAUGAUUGUUUCCUUUGA
Apus apus (common swift) is the source of this 2869-nucleotide messenger RNA. It is a transcript of the gene ST6GALNAC2, whose product is annotated as ST6 N-acetylgalactosaminide alpha-2,6-sialyltransferase 2. The record is from RefSeq and is a predicted model, not a curated record. NCBI's taxonomy places the organism in Eukaryota, Metazoa, Chordata, Aves, Apodiformes, Apodidae. The transcript is spliced from 12 exons. Gene Ontology annotation, molecular function: sialyltransferase activity. Bases 194 to 1792 code for a protein of 532 amino acids.